Parasteatoda tepidariorum (common house spider) is the source of this 4961-nucleotide messenger RNA. Its product is annotated as lachesin. The record is from RefSeq and is a predicted model, not a curated record. Lineage: Eukaryota; Metazoa; Arthropoda; Arachnida; Araneae; Theridiidae. Gene Ontology annotation, cellular component: neuron projection.
AUAAAUGUUAGCGUAGCUUCAGAAGCGGAUAGAGAUGUUUUCCGCUCUUCAGUCCCAACUCUUUCAAUUCGAUCUCAUUCUCAAUAUAUGAUUUUACGAACGAUCUCUUCUAACUGAGGUGUAUCGUAAAUCGACUAAACUUUUCUUCUCCAAAAAAACGAAGGAGAGAAAGAAAUCUUUUUACUUUCAUUAGUUUUUUUUUCUGUUAAAAAAAGUGGGAAAAAGUUUUGUAAAAGAUCUUUAAAUGGGACAUUUAAAGAUGCCGACUUUGAGAAUAAACUAUUUCUUUAAGUAUGGAUUUGUUGAUGCUUAAUAACAGUGAAUAAUUUUCUUAAUUUAAUCAACUAAAAUAACUGGAGAUAAAAACAUUGAAGAACUUUCUCUUUUCCUUAUGUGGGGCAGUUCAGUGGCAUCAGUAAUUUUUCUUCAUGGAUAUCUGUGUGCAGUGGUCUAUCAACUGUCCAUUACAAAAGCGUCUGCUCAAGAUCAUUUGCAACCUUCAUUUGCUGAACCCAUUCCCAACAUAACUGUGGCAGCUGGCAGGGAAGUAGUGUUGCCUUGUGUUGUCAACAGCCUGGAUAAUUUCAAGGUUGCGUGGAUUCACACGGACAAGCACACCCUGCUAACGCUGCACGACAAAGUGAUAACUCGUAACACACGCUACAGUAUUACACAUAACAGCCACCGGACAUGGUGGUUAAACAUAAAAGACGUCGAAGAAUCAGACAAAGGAGAAUAUAUGUGCCAAAUAAACACAUCCCCAAUGAUGAGUCAAAUCGGUUUUCUCGAAGUCGUCGUGCCUCCAAAAAUUGAUGAAGAGAACACAAGUUCUGAUACAGAUGUUCGAGAAGGAGGAGAUAUUAGUUUGAGAUGUUCGGCUUCAGGAUCACCCCCUCCGAAAAUAAAAUGGAGAAGGGAAGACCAAAAAGAUAUCCCUGCUGGUCUCAAACUCGGAUCAGGAAUGCAAGGAGAAUAUUUGAACAUCAGUAAAGUAAGCCGUCUGCAUAUGGGAGCCUAUCUUUGCAUAGCGAGUAAUGGUGUUCAGCCAUCUGUCAGUAAACGUAUUAUGCUCAAUGUCAACUUUGCACCGAUGAUAUGGAUUCCAAACCAAUUGGUUGGAGCACCCCUCGAUACAGACGUCCUCUUGGACUGCGGAUUGGAAAGUCACCCCAAAUCUGUCACGUACUGGACAAGAGAAGGGGGAAUCAUGAUUCUCUCUAAUUCCAAGUAUAACAGCAUGCUCAUAGACUCGGGAUCCUAUAAGAGUAAAAUGCAUCUUCUUAUUCGAAACUUGAAACCAGAGGAUUAUGGCCCCUAUACGUGUGUCGCGAAGAACUCCUUGGGUGAAACUGAAGGAACUAUUAAGCUAUAUGAAAUUCCACGUCCAACCACAACAUCAUCACCUGCUCCUCAAUAUACAAGCAAAACUGAGGGAAGUCAACAAACGACGAGUGAGAAAUUGCCACUUAAUAGUUGGAAACAUUCUUUAUUAAAAGAAGAUAAUGAUUCUGCGAAAAAGUCAGAAUUGUCCACUGAGCUUCUUGAUAAAGCAAGUACACUUGGAGGAAUUGCAGCAGCUGCAGCUUCCGAUCACGAAUUCAGAGAACAAAGUGGGGAAAGAAAAGAAAGCAGACGGAGGCUAUCAAAAAGUCAUCCCUCAUCAGCCAGUCAUCAGACAACAUUCAAUUUUAUUACAGUUACUGUAUGCCUGCUCUGGCUCUUAAUUCGUUGAUGCGUGCUGGAUAAGAGACGAAUUCAUACAAUCCUCUGAAAGAAAGGAGCUACCGAGCAUUAUAACUAUUUAUAAUUUCAAACGUUGGUGCUGAUUUGCAGCAGGAUUUAAAUAAUGAAUUUUAAUUUAUGUUUGUGAAUGAACCGAAAAUUGAUUUUUCACACUUCAAGCUCAUUGUUCAAACAAUUUUAGAGACAUCUUCGAAUGAAUGCUGAAAUUAUCGUACAUAGCAAUUUAUUUAUGUUAUCGAUAAAAUAAGUGUAUAUACUUUCUCCUUUCAGUUGCAUUUUAUUCUAUGUUUAAACUUUCGAUUUGCGCCAGCAUAUACAUAUAUCUCUACGUAUAUUAAAAGAUCAUCUUUUGAAUAAAGGUGAUAUGUAUUUUUCUUGAUAUGGAUAUUAUAUUAAGGAAUGCGCAGAAAUAAAUAAUUGUUUUAUUUUAUUUGAAUUCGUAAAAUACCAUUUAUACAUUAGAUUUGUCUUCCAGCUAAAAUUUUAAAAUAUAACCUAAAAAGAAGAUAAUACAAUUUUUUUAUGAAAAUUAUUAAAUAUUUUUCAAAGUAUCAAAUCUGGGUAAGUCAGCGUAAUCUGGAAGUAAAUAAAGAAGAAAGAAAACAUUGUUUAACUUAAAUCAAGGUUGUCCCCCUGUUGAUUUUAAAAACAAAUAACGAAACACGAAAAGAGAUUGAAACUUACGGUUUGCUUAAGAAAUCAGAAUAAUUACUGCUGCAAAUUUUCGAAAUUAGUUACAAAUUUCAUUAACAGGUGGCACUACUGGGUGGAAGAAACUGUAAAAAAUUAAUCCUGCUUGUUAGGCUAUUCAAAUCGAACAUGUUGCACGUUUGCGGUAAAUUUGUUCUCAGACUCUACCACUUUUAUUGCUGCCAUUUCUGGUAACUUGUUAAAGAUUUUUUUAAAAUUAAGUAUGCUAUAUGUUACUAAUCUUUGUGACUGUUUUUUGAACUUGGUAGGAAGAAAUAUUCCAGUGGCAUAAACAGAACGUAGCAAACCAUACAUCCUUCUCAUAUUUCCAUUUUUCUUUUAUUGUUUUCCCAUAACUUCGAUAACGAGGAACCUGAAUGCGUUGGAUAGCCAUGAAAUACUAAUUAUAAUGCUGAUUAUUUUAGUUAGAACAUCUCUUAAAACUCUCAAAAGUCAUUUCAGCAUUAAAUUCAGACGAAUUUUUUCAAAUUAUGCGUAGAAAUUAACUUAAAACGAAACUUACUUCAGUCGUCACAAAAAGAGGUCAAAAUUGUUUAUGACGUCAGAAUUCACAUGUAAAGUGAACGGAAGGAGCCGAUCAAAGCUUGCCAUAUAGGAAAGUAUUGUAGCGUACAAAGAUUUUUUUUUAUAUCUUAUUUAUUUGGCCAAAAUUGUGUUGACUUUUUGAUAUGAUGCAAGCAGAGGAGUAAGAUAAAUAAUUUUUCAUUUGUAAUGAUGUUUCUGAUCUGAAUAUUGAAUUUAUUCAGAAUCAUAAACUGAACGCGAAAGUUGAAUUUUAAGAAUUAAUGCUUCAAUUGGCUAAAACAUGUUUACCAGAUGCAGUCCGCUAAAGAAGAGUGCUUUUAAGGGCAUUUAAUAAACGUUUUAAUUCAAUGUGAUCAAUGAUUCAUUCAGAGAAGCUUAUCAAAAUUAAAUGAAUCUUACAAUAUUGAAAUGAAAUAAAGUCCAUAAAAUAGUCUCCACAACAGAAUGAUAAAGAAGUUGCAAACAGUUUGCGUUUUUUUCUCCAUCACGUUUAUUGACUUUCCAUCAUUCUUGUUUUCAUCUCCAUUUCAUAUAAAAAAAAAGUAUUUUAUUUGGUUUGUUAAAUAAGUAGCUGUUGCAACAUUGUGCAAUACAUUACGGAUAGUUAAUAUUUGGUACGGCACGAGUUUUUGCUCUAUUCGAAGGUGAUAUGGAUCUCGUAGCGAUCCAGAAUUCUGACAUCAGCAGGAGGCAAGAAAAUGUUUCGUGGGAUAGUAGCUGCGUUUUAGUGGGUGGGGCUAUUUGUGCGAAUUUCAAACAUUAAUUACAAAAUAACAGUAACUCCAUUGAACUGAAAUUGGUGUCCAUAGUCAUAAAAGAGUUCCGGUUCAAAAAUUUAAAAAAAAAACGUGCAGGUUCCUCAUUAUUUGAACUCCUUGUAGUCGAUUAUUUUUAUACCCAUACUCGUAAAAUUCUAAAACGUGAUAAAACGCCUUUGUUAUUAGGUUAUAUUUUAUUAUAUCCUUUAAUUUAUUAUUUAAAUUCAGAAAAUUUUGCAGCUAUCCUUUUGUUUUAUUGAAUGCGAUGAGAGCUUAAUAAUUGAAAGACAAAGAUUUAAGCUUUAAGUAGAUAUACUUACUUAAAAAAAAGAUUGAAGUUUACAACAUAAUAUACUUGAAAUAUUCUCCCACCCUUUUUCACAAGCAUUGAUGUUGAAUAGAAUGGGAGUUUAUUGCAUAGAAAAAAGAAGUAAUGGAAUAAAAGAAAUAAUGGAAAUAAAGAAUAAUAGAAAUAAAAAGAAAUUUGCUGCUAUAAAUAUAAACUUUAUUUAUCAACUAAUGUUUACUUUCAGGUAAACUACUGUAAAUGGAAAAAUUGUUUAAAUGAUAAAAGAGGCUAUUUUGUUUUAUCUGUUAUCCGAACUAUCAGGUUAGUAAAACAAUGGUUAAAAAAGGUUCAUUUGAAAUAUUGUGUUCAUUUAAAACUAUUUUUCAGCCAAAAAUUUAAAGAGCACGUGCACUUGUCAGUAUCUGAACAUAAAAAAAAUGUUUAAAAAAAACCUAAUAUUAGAGCUAAAUGGCUUAUUGCGGUAUUAAAUUACAAAAAAAGUUUGCGUAACAAAUAAAUCUUAAAUUCAAAAUUGUAAAUGUAAUUAUAAUUUAAUAAAUUUAAAAAAUCUCCCAGAUUUUGGAGGAAACGAGCUUUAAAAUUGAAAUUUUGGAAAAUAAUUUUUAUUUUUUUUUCCAAACAGAAAGUUACUUCGAAUUAAAUCAAGCUAUAAAGUAAUUGAGGGGACAUUCAUUUCUGAAAAUAUCGACUUCACCAGUUUUUAUUCGAUGUUUUACUUUUUGGAGAUGAUUUGAAUAUUGGAUUUUCUUCAAAAAUGAAUUAUUAUUACGUUUGUUUACUUUAAUAUUCUUAUCAAAAUCAUUGAAAAUAAUGUGCUAUGCCUGUAUUCCUUACUUAGAAUAUCCUUAUCAUUUCUAUAGAACAAAUUAUUGUGUAUAUAUCAUUCAUAACAACAUAAAAAUAUGCAUUCCAGA